CGGAGCAUUAGGCUGUUUUGAUCCUUGCGGGGAGCUUACCAGGCGGCUCAACGACACAUCCAGAAUCUCGUAGUGGCCCCUAUGGAAACGCUACGCUACGCUACGUGCAGUUCCGGAAGCCUCGAUACUUUUGCGGCAAAUGGUUAAGUCCGCCAAUCGCCGCAACUCGUCUUGUGGCUCUCAUUCAUCGAUCCACAGCAAGUCGACGUCGUCAGAACGCCUGUAUCUCUCCUCUCCGCCUAGCCCAUCAACCGACGGACACAUUCUUAGAUGACUACACCAGGGAAAGGCAAAGCUGCGGAACGAGGGACGUUGUCCAGAACAUCCUCAAAGAGAAGAAUCAGCGACGAGGAGAGCACGUCAUCCGACACCUCCAAGAAGCAUCGAAUCUCGAUUGCCGACCUUCUCUCGUCGCAGCAGAGCAGUGGAUCGAAUGACAACACUGUGAAUGGGCAGGGAGAGAGAAGCAAGCACGGCAACUCGACAAGGAUGGGCACUCUGGCACCGCAAUCACAGCAACAAGGCGGCACUGGCAAAUCCUCCUAUGCCGACAUGUACUCGUUCACACCGUCCCGCUCCGCCACGAGCAACCUCGUCGAUUUGACCUCUUCGUCCCCAUCGUCCCCGGAGUCAUCACAGAAGAGAAAGGCCUCAUUUGCGGGCCCGAAAACUCCAUUCAAUCCUCACCAAGGCCCCAAGAAACUCGUGGUCAAGAACCUACGGACUGUACCUCGGAUAGAUCCCCAGCAGUACUUCGAGCAGAUAUGGACGCAGGAGGACAAGGCCCUAGAUUCAAUCUUCAGUAAUGAGAAAGAGCCAUAUUCUUUGGAGGAACUCUACAAGGGUGCCGAGAAUGUCUGUCGGCAGGGCAAGGCUCCUGAACUCUACUCCCGGUUGAGCAAGAAGUGCGAAUCGCAUCUUACCGACAAUGUCAGGGAUAGAAUUCGGCGGGAUGAGGAACACUCUUCAGACCCGGAAGUGCUUCGGGCCUUCGUCAGCGCUUGGGCUACCUGGCAGAAGCAGUUGUUGACAGUCCGGCAGAUAUUCUACUACUUGGAUCAGACUUAUUUGCUUCGCUCCGCGGAGAACCCGAGUAUCACACAGAUGGGUCUGAUCAAGUUCCGAUCUUGUGUUUUCCAAGAUCAGGUCAUCCAGCAGAAGGUUUUGUCGGGCGUUGUCGGUCUCAUCGACGCUGACCGGCGGGGACAGCUGAAUGAGAAGGACACCAGUCUUCUGCGUCAGUCGGUGGACGCGUUGCAUGAGCUGAGCAUAUACACUAGCAGCUUUGAGCCUGUGUUCGUGUCCACCACCGAGAAGUUUUUCCGAAGUUGGCGUGAGACAGAUGCCAACAAGGACGACCUGGCGGACUAUGUCAACAAUUGUACUGAGCUACUUGCACGAGAGAUGGCGCGUUGCGAUUUCCUGACGUUGGAUCGAAGCACGCGAACGCUCCUUGCCGAUCUCUUUGACACCAUUCUAAUUGAAGAGGAAGUUGACCUGCUUACCAACGAUGACAGCGUCUUGGAUCUUUUAGAGGAAGACAAAUAUCAAGAGCUGGAACGGCUUUACACUCUUCUACAACGUAAGGGACAUGGAGAGAUGCUUGCUCCCACUUUCAGCAAGUUUGUUGAGACAGAAGGAUCUUUGAUCGUGUUCGAUGAGAAGCGGGAGUCGGAGAUGGUGGUCAGGCUGUUGGAAUUCAAGAGCAGGUUAGACCGGAUCCUGAAGUACUCGUUCCACAACAACGAGGCGCUUGGAAAUGCGCUGCAUAAAUCGUUCGAGACGUUCAUCAACAAGACCAAGAAAUCUCAGUCGAAUUGGGACACUGACAAUGCCAAACCGGGAGAGAUGAUAGCGAAACACGUCGAUCUCUUGCUAAAGGGCGGGGUCAAGGCCGUUCCACGUCUACAGAAACAAAAGCCCGAAGAGGAGAACGACUUUGACGAUGCACCAGCGGACGAAGACGCCGAGAUCAACCAACACCUGUCGAACGCUCUGGAUCUGUUUCGUUUCGUGCACGGAAAGGCGGUGUUUGAGGCCUUCUACAAGAAAGACUUGGCUCGACGUUUGCUCAUGGGGAGAAGCGCCUCCUUCGACGCCGAAAGAAACAUGCUUACCCGGCUGAAGAACGAGUGUGGCGCGGCAUUCACACAUAACCUAGAGUCCAUGUUCAAAGACAUGGACCUCGCACGCGAGGAAAUGCUGUCGUAUAAACAACUCCUAGAUGACCGGGGAAUCAAGCAAACUCCCGAUCUCAACGUCAAUGUUCUCUCGGCAGCUGCUUGGCCCACGUAUCCGGAUGUAGCAGUCAACAUCCCGCCCGAGAUCUCCAAGGUCAUGGAGGACUUUGAAGCGCACUACAAGUCCAAACACAGUGGGCGGAAACUGUCGUGGAAACACUCCCUCGCGCACUGUCAGCUCCGGGCGAACUUCCCUCGCGGCUACAAGGAACUUGUGGUAUCUGGAUUCCAAGCCGUGGUGCUGCUGCUGUUUAACGAUAUCCCCGCCGACAAACAUCUGUCGUAUACGGAAAUCAAAGCCUCGACCGGUCUAGUCGAUGCCGAGUUAAAACGAACACUCCAAUCCCUCGCAUGCGCUAAGUACCAAGUUCUCCAGAAACAUCCUCGAGGUCGAGACGUCGACGAGACCGAUACAUUCACCUUCAACGCCGGCUUCACGGACGCCAAGCUUCGCAUUAAGAUCAAUCAGAUCCAGCUCAAGGAAACCAAAGAAGAGAACAAGGAGACGCAUCAACGUGUCGCGGCCGAUCGGCACUACGAGACCCAGGCGGCCAUUGUGCGCAUCAUGAAAUCCCGCAAGAAAAUCACCCACAACGAACUCAUCGUCGAGGUCAUCAAGGCCACUAUGUCUCGCGGCGUGCUGGAUCAGGCCGACAUCAAGCGUAACAUUGAAAAGCUCAUUGAGAAAGACUACAUGGAGCGUGAAGAAGGCAACACGUACUCAUAUGUUGCCUGAUUUCGAUUUGGUCUUGGUCAUGUUUGGAAAUUCUUGGCCUGGGUUCUUGGACUGGCGCAUAACACUGACGAUUUCAUUCCCCCUCCUGCAUGCCUGUAGCGAAUGACUGGAAUUGCAAUACCGAUACCGUGUCUCUGUAUUUGGAUAAAUACUGCUGGUAGAUGCAUAUCUUAUCUUACGAUCGAUGACGUUGUUAUGGUGUUGGUGUUGGUGAUGGCGUGAUGGUGGCGGUGGUUGUGACAACAAAUUGCGAAAUGCUACUAUCAGUAGUAUGCUACGACUCUUGGUGACGGCGUUGUACCGGGAAGACUCUUACUCUUAGUUAGUACUAGUAGACGGAUGGAAACGAGACAUGAAUACAUACCUGCAGUAUCUACUCAAGAUUGACUGUCUCAUUGUGAGUUUGGCGAAACACACCGCGCUCAUCCGGACGUGCCGACUACUUUCGCAUGCUGGUGCUGACUGGCUGAUGGCUAAGUGCGCAUAGCCAUGUAUGUACAUCUGUUGCUGCAGGGCACCACUUGACAAGAUGGGUAUAAUUGUACGCGUAGGCAAUUCAACGGAAGAUAGGCAGUAUCGGGUUGAGAACACCACCAUGUACUAGUGUGUAAAAGGAGUAACACGGGCAAGGAACAACUAAGCCUCAUUCUCUGCUCACAAUAUUCACCUGUCCUCGCAUAAAUUACACUCCGU
Molecule: messenger RNA, 3669 nt
Organism: Exophiala dermatitidis NIH/UT8656
Lineage: Eukaryota; Fungi; Ascomycota; Eurotiomycetes; Chaetothyriales; Herpotrichiellaceae
Product: Cullin 4
Exons: 2
Coding region: 271-2976 (901 amino acids)
Biological process (GO): protein ubiquitination; ubiquitin-dependent protein catabolic process; DNA damage response
Cellular component (GO): Cul4-RING E3 ubiquitin ligase complex
Molecular function (GO): ubiquitin protein ligase binding
Source: RefSeq, a predicted model, not a curated record